Messenger RNA from Lottia gigantea (owl limpet), 942 nucleotides. RefSeq lists its product as hypothetical. The transcript has 6 exons. Gene Ontology annotation, biological process: G protein-coupled receptor signaling pathway. Lineage: Eukaryota; Metazoa; Mollusca; Gastropoda; Lottiidae. The record is from RefSeq and is a predicted model, not a curated record. The annotation marks the transcript as partial. Gene Ontology annotation, molecular function: neuropeptide Y receptor activity; peptide binding. Gene Ontology annotation, cellular component: membrane.
UCGAACAUGUCAAAUGUUUCAAACGUUACGGACGAUUAUGAGUAUUAUUACGAAUAUGACUAUGAGGAUUCCAUUAACAAUAUACCUCUAGAUGAACUUAUUCCUACCAGCAUUACAUACUUUUUAACAUUGACACUCGGAGUCGUUGGUAACUCGUUAGUGAUAUUUUCAAUUUCCUACUACAAACGUAUGAGAAGUACGACCAAUGUGUUUUUGUUAAGUUUGUCUUGUGCUGAUUUGUUAGUAGUGUUGAUUUGUGUUCCGAUAAAGUUUGCUGCAUUUUUCAGUUUUACCUGGAACUUUGGUGCAUUUCUAUGUAAAUUUGUCCACUACAUGCAGAAUAUUUCUAUGAUAUGUUCAGUGACUACUCUCACAGCAAUGAGUAUUGAAAAAUUUAUUGCCAUCAAGUAUCCAUUACAAGCCAAAUCAGUGUGUACGAUGCGAAACACGCAAAUUGUCGUGUGUAUUUUGUGGGCACUGUCCUUUCUGAUGGCGAUUCCAAUUAUUUUUGGACGGAUUCACAAGGAGGUUGGCGUUGUAAGAAAAGGAUAUUGGUGCUUAUUAGAAUGGUCCAGUCACGUAUAUGCCAUAUCCUAUGAAUUUUAUAUGUUUUUCAUCUUAUUUCUAUUGCCUGUUGGUGUAAUGACGGUCACUUAUAUGUUUAUUUGUGUAGAAAUAUGGAGACUAUCUGCAGUUAGAGCUAGCAUGAGAACUGGAAGUAAAAGAGUUGUUAUCAUGCUGAUGGUCGUUGUUCUGCUAUUUACAGUGUGUUGGGGACCAAUUCUCUUUAACAACCUAUUGGUGGCUUUUGGUAUCCUCCCUGAACUACAUAUUGGGUACCACAGGCCAAUGCGUAUGGCCUUCUAUCUUCUUUCGUAUUUCAACAGUUGUGUUAACCCAAUUGUAUACGCAUUCCUUUCGCGCAACUUCCGUCAGAGUUUC